CAGGCCUAGGUUUAAACAGAACGUUCUGGUUCGCUGGACACGCGGUAAUCGAAGACCAUUUGCAACAAAAAUUUAAUAAAAUCGAGACGCCGUGAGACAAUUUAAGGAUCAUUGCACAAUUGACAAUUAAAAAGGUUGAGAGAGAAGUACAUUGUAGACACUAUUUACGUCAAUUUAUAACACGUGCCAAAGAAAAAUAAAAUAAUGGAAGAGGAAGAGAACACCGUACAACUCAGACAAGUAAAGCCGAUUGUCGUAAACGAUAAGAAUGGUCCCAAUUACGGCAACCAGGGUGGACCGGAAAUAAUCUCAGGACAUGAUAAUCCAGCAUUUGACCCGGAAGUGGGUGCUGAAGUGAAACAAGUAAAUGGGAACAUUAAGAAACAAGAUGAUGAUGAUGACGAGGAUUAUAAUUCUGAAGAGGAUGAAUUUGAAGCUGAUUAUGGUAAUUCCUGCUCUCGCGGAGUCAUGCGACUUCAGACGGCCAUCUUUGGUACUUUCAAAACCCACAAAGAGAUGAUAAUGAGUUGUGUAUAUGUAUGUCUGUUGACGCUGUAUAUGGCUUACUUCAUAUCUGCCAUGGUGUAUCGUUUCGGUGACGAAGGCUCCUGGAGAUUGCUUAUAUGUACGAUUUUGUUGGCGCUCUACAUUGGAUAUUUUGCUAUGCAUUCUGUGUUCGGGGAACAAAUGACAAUAUACUUCUACUGGAGUAAACUGCAGAAGGAGACACGAAAUAAAAUUGCUAAGUGGUUUCAUCUAAUACUUUGUGUACUGCUGGCAUUAGGAGUCGUAGUUUAUAUUAUAGCAGAGGUGGCACUAAAAGCUCCGCAGAACCUUAUUUCACUGACGGGAAUGGUCUUCUUUAUUGUCACUUUCUACAUUUUUUCACAUAACCCCGCCAGAGUGAACUGGAGACCCGUAUUUUGGGGUUUGAUAAUACAGUUCUAUUUCGCCCUCGCCAUUUUACGCUGGGACCCCGGAUACAGAGCAUUUCGCUGGUUAGGGGACAGAGUGUCGGAGUUCCUUCUGUAUACAGACGAGGGAUCCAAGUUUGUGUUCGGAGAAAAAUUCGAAAUGCAUUACUUUGCUUUUAAGGUACUGACUGUGAUAGUCUUCUUCAGUUCCUUCAUCUCUGUCCUCUACUACCUCGGAGUGAUGCAGUUCAUCAUUCGACAUAUCGCCCGCUUCAUGGCCACUGUAAUGGGAACUUCUCCAGCAGAAUCUCUUAACGCAGCCGGAAACAUCUUCAUAGGACAGAGUGAAGCUCCCUUAUUGAUCCGCCCCUUCCUUUCCAAAAUGACCAGAUCAGAGCUGCACGCCAUUUGUACCGGAGGGUUUGCUACCAUUGCCGGAAGUGUCAUGGCGGCUUACAUCUUAUACAAGGUUCCAGCCAACCAUCUUUUGUCUGCAUCUGUGAUGUCUGCUCCGGCAGCACUGGCUAUGUCUAAACUGUUUUACCCCGAGACCCGGCGAUCCAGGGCAGGGAAGGAGGUUUACAAUAUGGCGUCAGGACAGGAAAGGAAUAUCAUCGAGGCGGCAUCUAAAGGGGCCUCGCAGUCCAUAUCUCUCAUCGCCAACAUAGCAGUCAAUCUCAUCGCUUUCAUUGCUCUCAUCGAAUUCGUAAACCAGACCCUGAUUUGGCUUGGUAACCGUAUAGGCAUGGAGAAACCCGGCGACGAACUCACAUUUCAGUUUCUCUGUUCCUACGUUUUCUACCCCGUAGCAUUCCUGAUGGGGGUGGAGGCGACGGACUGCUUUGAUGUCGCUAAGCUGAUUGGAUACAAGACAUUUAUCAAUGAGUUUUACGCCUACACAAAGCUCUCUGUGUUCAUAAAUAAUCAGGAGAAUCUCACGUGGUAUGAAUCUCUGCCGACCAAGGAUUCCAAUUUUACGGGGAUGUGGCAUUUUGAAGGAAGUGACAUAGUUUACGAGGAUUUUAACCAUACAUUAACUGGAGGGAUACUUCAGGACCGGUCAGUUGUAAUCUCCACAUACGCUCUCUGUGGUUUCUCAAACUUCUCUUCCAUCGGGGUGAUGCUUGGCGCCUUAGGUGCAAUGGCGCCAAAUCGAAAGUCAGCUCUUGCCCAGGUUGUCAUCAGGGCCAUGAUUGCGGGAAAUGUGGCGUGCUUCAUGACUGCUUGUAUAGCUGGUUUAUUAUAUGAAGGGAAAUAGAUGUCAUUGAUUAGUUUUUAGCAUACAUAGGCAUACACCUGCUUGUUCAUUUGUUAAAGAGGAUACUAUUUAAGACGCACGUACAUUUUUUUGUACCAUAGAAAGGUAUAUUUGAAUGCAGUCAUAAUUUUAUAAUGUAAGUUACAUAAAGAAUGGCGUUUGAUGGUAAAUUCAAGAUGAAAAUUUCAAUCUCGCUGAUAUUCAAUGCCCGUGUAAUUUUUAGCAUCAGUAUUAACUCAUCCUCAAUUGCAAAAUGUGAUUUCAAACGUGUUUUGAUAAAUAUAAAAAGAGACAGUUAUAUUUUUGAAGGCGCUCGAGAGAAAAUUUUCCUCAGAAGUUUUGUUUAUCAUAAUUUCAAUAAUGAGAACUUUACUCUAAAUGCUAAAUUCACAAAUUGAAUAUGAUUUUUAUAUAUCUGAAACUAAAGGCAUUUAGCACGCCUUGUUCUCCCAUCUCCAUGGCAUAAGAUUUAUACGCUAGCUUGAAAUGAUAUGCUAACUUAAACAACCAUAUUUUAACAUACAACAUGUUUAAUAAGUUACAUGUAUAUAUGCUGAAAAGACGAUAUUAGAGUGGAUUUUUAGGAAUAUAUCUAGUGUCAAAUAUUUUUAUGUUAUAGUUUGAAUCUUUAAUUUCCGUUUCCGUAACUGUCUAUCACGUCAUGUAUAUAUUAUCUUUCAUAGGGCGAUACGUACAUAUAUCUAUACCUACAGAGUUUCUCUUUACCCAUUGUGCAAUUUUUGAAUUUUUUAGUAGGUGCUUUUCAUCUUAAUAUGACUUUUUCUGACUUCUAAUCUUUUACUUGAUAAUUUUUUCGUCUUUUUAUGCAUCUUUUUUAUUUGCUUGAUCUGUAUAUUAUAUUAUAUGUGUACGUCUAAAAUUUUAUGUAAUAUUAACCAAAAAUAUUACACUCGUAUCUCAUACUU
Saccostrea echinata is the source of this 3098-nucleotide messenger RNA. RefSeq names its product solute carrier family 28 member 3-like. The transcript has 13 exons. Gene Ontology annotation, cellular component: membrane. Lineage: Eukaryota; Metazoa; Mollusca; Bivalvia; Ostreida; Ostreidae. The record is from RefSeq and is a predicted model, not a curated record. Bases 205 to 2172 code for a protein of 655 amino acids. Gene Ontology annotation, molecular function: nucleoside:sodium symporter activity. Gene Ontology annotation, biological process: nucleoside transmembrane transport.